AUGCAACAAUCCAUUAUACGUCGUCGUUCAUCUAUUGCAAAAUUAGUUCUGGAUUUUCCAUGGACAAAAACAAAAGAAGAUAUUGUUGAUUUUUUUCAUGUUGAAGAGAGUAAAGGUCUCUCUCAAGAACGAGUUAAACGUGAUCUUGAAAGAUAUGGACCUAAUGAAUUACCAGUUGAGGAAGUUUGUAUCUUUUUGACUGCUGCACUUGGUUUACCAGAAUCAUUAAUUCCAGUUCAAUUACUAUGGGUAAAUUUAGUAACUGAUGGUUUACCAGCAACAGCACUUGGUUUUAAUCCACCUGAUUUGGAUAUUAUGGAACGUCCACCACGUAAUCCCAAGGAAUCAUUAAUAACACCAUGGUUAUUCUUUCGAUAUAUGGCUGUUGGAACAUAUGUAGGAGCAGGCACUGUCGGUGCCUCAUGCUGGUGGUACGUGUCGUAUCACGAUGGACCGCUGUUGUCAUGGACGCAGCUGAAACAUCAUUUUAAAUGUCGUGGUGGUGGUAAAGAAUGGGAAGAUAUUGAUUGUGAUGUCUUUGAUGAUCCACAUCCAAUGACAAUGGCACUUUCAGUACUUGUUACUAUUGAAAUGUUAAAUGCACUUAAUAGUUUAUCUGAAAAUCAAUCACUUCUUAAAAUGCCUCCGUGGUAUAAUAAAUAUCUUUUAUUUGCUAUUGCUUUAUCCAUGUCAUUACAUAUGAUGAUUCUUUAUAUUCCCAUGUUUAAUACCGUAUUUCAAAUUUGUCCUUUAACAUGGGAAGAAUGGUUUGCUGUAUUAAAAAUAUCUUUCCCGGUUGUAUUACUUGAUGAAACAUUAAAAUUUGUAGCACGACGUUAUGUUGAUAAAACAGAAACAGGAACAGGCUUUUUGCAUGGUGUGAUAAGUUUAUUGAUAUUAUGGGGUCUUUAUGCAGUACUUCUUAUUUAUUCACCUAUAUUUAAUUCUUGGGCUGGUUUUACUCAUCAUCCGCUUGGAAAUACUACGACAUAUACAACUGUUGAUCAUAAAAAUCUGGAUUUGUGA
Molecule: messenger RNA, 1026 nt
Organism: Rotaria sordida
Lineage: Eukaryota; Metazoa; Rotifera; Eurotatoria; Philodinida; Philodinidae
Source: the annotation of a GenBank genome assembly